AAUCCCGGGAGAAGGAGACUCGUCCACUGGAGGUGGGGCUGGGUUAAAUGGGCAGUGAAGGGCAAGGCGUUAAUCCCCGGUUUUUUUUCGGCAAAGCCCCGCACCGACAGCCCUCACCGCGGUCACAGCCAGGGGUCGGUCCCACAGAGCAUCCCCCAGGGGGGCUCUCCAGGGCUGGCCGUGCCGCCACCACUCGCUCUCACCUCGGGUCGGGGUCCCCCGCGGCGGCCGUUCCCCGGGGCUCGGCGGGGCCGGGACACUGGGAGCCUGUGUCACCCCCCCCGCCACCGCCCCAUAAGCCGCUUGGUGACCCAGUUGGAGCGGCGGGGGCCGGAGCCGGGUGGAGCUGCCUCCGGGCGGGCGGGCGGCGGAGGCUCCUCCCCGCUCCGCCGAAAGUUUGGGGCCGGCCGGCGGCCGGAGCGUCGCCGCGGGGCCGAGCACGGCUGGCGGCGGCGGGAGCCGAGCCGGGAGCCCGCGGCCAGGGAACUCCCAUGCCCCGGGCUGCCGGGGCAGCGCCGCGGCGCCAUGGGGGACGGCGGCGCCUUGGGGAACGGCAGCGCCGGGGCCGCGCCCGCCAACGGCACCGCGCUGCCACCGCCGGGCGGCCACAACAUCGCCGCCCUGGUGCUGGGCAUCGUCCUCAUCCUGCUCAUCGUGGGCGGCAACGGGCUGGUUUGCCUCAGUGUCUGCACGGAGCGGGCGCUGAAAACCACCACCAACUACUUCAUCGUCAGCCUCGCCGUCGCCGACCUGCUGCUCGCUCUCCUGGUCCUGCCCCUCUAUGUCUACUCCGAGUUCCAGGGAGGCGUGUGGUCCCUCAGCACGGUGCUGUGCGAUGCCCUGAUGACCAUGGACGUGAUGCUGUGCACGGCCUCCAUCUUCAACCUCUGUGCGAUCAGCGUGGAUCGGUUUAUCGCUGUUUCAAUCCCACUGAACUACAACCGGCGGCAAAUCGACCUACGGCAGCUGAUCCUUAUAUCUACCACCUGGAUAUUUGCCUUUGCUGUAGCAUCCCCUGUCAUAUUUGGCCUCAACAAUGUCCCAAACCGGGACCCCAGCUUGUGUCAGCUGGAGGAUGACAACUACAUCGUGUACUCCUCCAUCUGCUCCUUCUUCAUCCCUUGCCCCGUCAUGCUGGUGCUCUACUGCGCCAUGUUCCAAGGACUCAAGCGCUGGGAAGAAGCCAGGAAGGCCAAGCUAAGGGGGAGCAUCUACGGGGCCAACAGGAAGCUCUAUCACCCCUCAACCUUUAUUGAGAGAGAGCAAACGGGACUGGAGCCGGAGGAGUGCGGCCCUUACGCCCACUCCAGCCACCCUGGGGACUAUGUGAUGAACAAUGGCAUCCCGACUGUCUCCUAUCCCCACCUCAAGUACCCACCCCCCGGACACGGUCGGAAACGGGCCAAGAUCAACGGCCGGGAGCGGAAGGCCAUGCGGGUGCUGCCUGUCGUCGUCGGUGCUUUCCUCUUCUGCUGGACACCUUUCUUUGUGGUCCACAUUACCAGGGCUCUCUGCAAGUCCUGCACCAUUCCCUCUCAAGUCACCAGCACUGUCACUUGGCUGGGUUACGUCAACAGUGCUCUCAACCCCAUCAUUUAUACCGUUUUCAACACCGAGUUCAGGAACUUCUUCCGCAAAGUCUUGCGCCUCUUCUGCUGAGCCCACCAGCACGGCUGGGGAGAAGGAACGACGGGCUCGUUUUUGUAUAGUUCAUUAAAGAUCUAUUUCUGCCUAA
This is a messenger RNA of Columba livia (rock pigeon), 1735 nucleotides long. RefSeq names its product dopamine receptor D4 (gene DRD4). The record is from RefSeq and is a predicted model, not a curated record. Gene Ontology annotation, cellular component: plasma membrane. Bases 526 to 1659 code for a protein of 377 amino acids. Gene Ontology annotation, molecular function: G protein-coupled receptor activity; dopamine neurotransmitter receptor activity, coupled via Gi/Go. Lineage: Eukaryota; Metazoa; Chordata; Aves; Columbiformes; Columbidae. The transcript has 4 exons. Gene Ontology annotation, biological process: adenylate cyclase-activating adrenergic receptor signaling pathway; adenylate cyclase-inhibiting dopamine receptor signaling pathway; negative regulation of adenylate cyclase activity.